CUCGUUCUUCCUAUUUUGCCCUCUCGCGUUAUUUUUCUCUCCCUAUUUUCAUUUCGACUCGAACAAAAACAAAGCAUGUUAUCGUCCCUAAGCCUUACCGCCGUUUUUGUUACUACUAUGAUGACGCUUUCAUUAUCUAUGGCACCAGCUCAAGUAUGGGGCUCGCCGAUCACUGCUACUAGCAGUAUAAAGAAACGUGGCGACUUAGUAACAGAUACUGUGAGCAGUAUUAUGCUUGUUGGAGAGGCAACCUUUUUCCAUCCAAAGGAAGAAGGCGGUGAAAUAGGAUCUUGUGGUCCUAAAGAGAAUGACAAAAGCAGAAUCGUUGCUUUGAACAGCAAGAUGUAUGGCUCAAAUAGUAUCAGCAAAUAUUGUGGCAAAGAGGUUUUGAUCAAGCACGGAGACAAAGAAACCAUUGCUACCAUCACUGAUAAAUGUCCUAUGUGUGGUGAUGGCUCUCUCGAUUUAACACCAGCCAUAUUCGAGGAGCUUGGUGCGCUUGUUGAAGGUGUCAUUGAUAUCAUUUGGUGCUUCCUUGAUUCACCCGAAUGCAAACCUAGUGGUAGUAAAAAACAUGGGGACAAGCAAAAGGAGGACGAUGAUGAUGAUGAACGAACUUAAAAGCUACCACU
Messenger RNA from Zychaea mexicana, 632 nucleotides. RefSeq lists its product as uncharacterized. The record is from RefSeq and is a predicted model, not a curated record. Lineage: Eukaryota; Fungi; Mucoromycota; Mucoromycetes; Mucorales; Lichtheimiaceae. The coding region runs from base 76 to 621 and encodes 181 amino acids. The transcript has 4 exons.